Messenger RNA from Schizophyllum commune H4-8, 828 nucleotides. RefSeq lists its product as uncharacterized. The transcript is spliced from 4 exons. The coding region runs from base 100 to 750 and encodes 216 amino acids. Lineage: Eukaryota; Fungi; Basidiomycota; Agaricomycetes; Agaricales; Schizophyllaceae. The record is from RefSeq and is a predicted model, not a curated record.
ACACUUCAUUCAACCGUAUGUGACUUGCCUCCUAGAGGGAUAUAUGCCGCGCCAUUGAUGUAUCGCCGCCCUCGCGCCUUCGCCUCAUCCCCCACGGCCAUGGCCUCAGCCCGGACGCCAACGCUCGAGAAAGUCGAGAACCAUUGCCGCGUCUGCGGCAGUCCAACGUCCAUGCGCUGCUCGCGCUGCCGCGUAGUAUACUACUGCAGCAAGGAGCAUAUCGCGCAGGACUGGAAAAAUCACAAGCCUGGCUGUAACCCCAGUUCUGCAGUAGUCCCGCCUGAGGGUCUGACCGAUGGCCAAAACAUCCUCCAGGCGAUCCUCCUUCCCGUGAAUGAGGAUACGCCUCGCAUGAUCGACAUGGUGAGCGAGAGAGUGUACGAGGAGGACGGCGCUCCUUGGUUUUCUCUCAAGGAAGACCACCUCUAUCCCAAGAAAUCUUUUGUCCGCGAUAUGCCCAUUCAGACAAUGGGAAUCAACGGACCUAGGCUGGAAGAUGAACGGUGUCUUUCUAUAAUCCACGACGAUAACUCCCUAGUCAAUGGGUCGCCGAUCAAUCGUUGUGUGCAACGCCUCACCAACGGGAAAGCUCGACACCCAUGGUCAGGAAACUUGGUAGUCCUUCGCCUGUAUCCCUGGGACUUCAGCGCUACAACGCACAGAAGCGCGAAUAUGAACGAGGAUAUCGACACUGUCCGCCGCUACCUUGAGGACUAUCUCACCGUCAUGCCAAAUUCAACCCUCUUUUAGAUGCCAGUGUGCACCUACCUCGAUAAAUCCUCAACUGCUUAUGAGAGAUAUGUUGUAUUCUCUGGGCGAUGUUCUGCA